GUGCAAUUUUCUGAAGUACAUUCUGCGAAAAACGUUUCUAAAUUACAAAUAAACUGAGCAGGCUAAACAAAAAGACACAAUGGAGGCCGUGCCGCGUCUGCACAUGCUAUGGUUUGCCCUCAAAUCCAGCCCAGAGGGCACAUCGUUCGCAGCCCUCAAAAAGUACAUAGCCGAAUUCUAUCACGAAGAUCCGGAGGCCUUUUCCAAGGAGGUGCACGCUUUGGAAACGCUGCGUAACCAGGCCAUGCGCACCACCAAGGACGGCGCUCCAAUUAUGAAGCGCUACUAUUGCCAGCUGCAUGCGCUGCAGAACCGCUUCCCGCAGCUGGCGGAGCGUAGCAUCUUCACGUUCACCUGGAAGGAUCUCUAUCACAGUACAGUGCAUGAGGUGAGCGACAUACGCUACGAACGUGCCGCUGUGCUCUUCAACAUUGCCGCCUCGCACACCCAGUCGGGCGCUUCGGUGACGCGCGGCGAUGUCGAUGGCAUGAAAAUGGCCUGCACACAUUUUCAGGCCGCUGCGUGGGCCUAUAAUGAGCUGCGGGAACGCUAUGCGAAUGUCAACAGUGGCGGUGAUUUUAUGACCACCGAGCUGUUGGUCUUCCAGCAGCAGGUGUGCCUCGCCCAGGCACAGGAAUGUAUACUGGAAAAGUCGCUUAUUGAUAACCGAAAGCCGCACAUUGUGGCCAAGGUGACGGCACAGAUUGUUGUCUACUAUGGUGCAGCUCUGGCGGCGCUGCUCACCGGCGGCGAUGACGGACCCGUUGCUCAGGUCAUCGAUAGCUCCGUCUACAAGCUAUGGAAGAAAUAUGUCAAAUUCAAGAUAAAUUAUCUGCACUGCAUAUUGUACUUGUAUCAGGGCCAACAAGCUGAGGAGCAGCGCAAAAUGGGCGAACGCCUGACGCUCUAUCAGGCGGCCUGGGACAAACUGGAGGAGGCACGCAAAGAGUCCAAGGGUCUGCCGGACCAAAAGGAAAUCAACGAAUCCCUCAGCUUCACCGCCGAUGUGGUCGAGGGCAAGCGCAAGAAUGCCAAAAACGAAAACGAGUUCAUCUACCAUGAGGCUGUGCCGGAGCUGACCACUAUUGCAGCCGUGCAGGGCGCCAAUUUGGUAAAUGGCAUUGGGUUUUCUGUAACGGAUGAGGAGGUUGCAGGCGCCGAUAUAUUUGCUCGAUUGGUGCCCAUGAAAGCGCACGAGGCCAGCUCCAUGUACAGUGAGGAGAAGGCGAAAUUGCUGCGCAAAUAUGGCGCAUUGCUGGAGGAGAAGGACACACAGCUGGAUAGCUACAUGAGCUCGCUAACCUUGGACAAUCUCAACAUAAACGAGGAGCAGGCCAACAAGCUGCCCCAGGGCAUUGUCGAUCGCUGUGCGGCGCUGCAUGCCAACAAAACGGCCAUCAGCGAUCUGAUCGAGGCCAUGUCCCAGCUGGCAGAAAUCACAGCCGAUGUGGAGACCAAUCUCAGUGAGCUAACGCACAUGCUCGAAGCGGAAGCCCAAGCGGAGCGCGAAUUUCAAGCAGCCAGCGGCGUGCAGCGUACACCCAAUGCCCACAUUACGGAAUUGACGCGAGAGUUCCAGAAAUACAGCGAAGCGCACGCCAGGGCAGGCGAGUCCAACAAUACGCUGCGCAAGGCCAUGAGUUUGCAUGUGAAUAAUCUAAAGAUACUGGCGCGUCCACUGCAGGAAAUACAACAGCUGAUGCCCAAGCUCAGCUCGGAGCUGAACACCGCAGAGAUCUUCAAGGAUGUCAAAUUGAUUGUGAACAAGGUGAAUGAGAUGAAGGCGCAGCGCGCACAAUUCCAUGCGGAUCUGCGCAUUGCCAUCAAUGAGGAUGACAUCACGACUAAGGUGAUUGCCCAUGGCGGCCAGGAGGGCCUGCAGGUGCUCUUCGCCACGGAGCUGGCCAAGCACGAUCGCCUCACCCAGCUGCUCGAUCAAAAUAUGCUGGCCCAACAAAAUAUUCUGCAGGCCCUGACCGAGGCGUAUGCGCGUGCCGCACCCGUGCUGAAAACGCUGCAGGAUGUGAAACAGAAGCGCGAGCAUUUCUACAGCUCACUGGCUGCCUCCUAUGAUGUGUAUGAGGAUCUGCUGGCCAAGUCGGCCAAGGGUCUGGAGUUCUACAAGAAGCUAGCGGGCAAUGUGCAAAAACUCUUGACACGCUUCAAGUCCGCACGCGAUGUCCAAUCCGAGGAGCGACAGCAGCGUCUGCAGAGCGUCAAAGCGGCGCCAUCUGCUGCUGCUAUGCCCGCUGUCAGCAAGCCAGAAAUUGCUUCGACUGUAACCAGCGGCGCGCCCAAACUACGUGAUUAUCUGAAGGCCAAACAAAAUGGCAUUGCGGCAGCCACACUGGAUGCCGCAACUUAUCUGCCCACUGUGCGCCCGGUCCCGGUGGGCUCUGAGAAUCCCACGCAGGCCGCCUGCUCUGUCUACGCCAGCGCACCGCCGCCCAAUGAGCCGCCGCCGCCCUACAGCCUGCAGCAUCAGCAAUACUACGACCCCAAUGCCGCGGGCUAUACCAAUCCUAUGUACCAGCAACAGCAGCAGCACAUUGCGCCGCCCGCCUACAAGGCGCAAGCCUCGCCCAACUCACAAACGCUGCACGGCGCCAUGGCACAGCUCAGCAUGCAACAGCAGCAGCAGCAGUUGCCCCCGGCGGAGCCAGUCGCAGCUUAUGGCCAGCAGCCACAAUUGGGCUAUGGCUACAAUUAUCCCCUGGCGUAUCCAGCGCCUGCAGCCUCACCUGCUCAACAGAACUACAACUACCAGCAACCGCUCUAUGUGGCCACAUCCGCACAGCCCAGCGAGCCUUUGAGCUAUUCACAGCCACAGCAGUUGGGAUAUGCCCAGCCGCAGACGACACAGCAGCCCCUGGCCCAUCAACAAUCCAAUGCUGCGCAGGCCUAUCCGCCAGCUGUGGCUGCGACCCAGCAGGCAUCCAAUUUUACGCAGCAACAACAGAUUUCUAUGUAUCCGCAGCCAGCUGCUGCCGCAUACGCUCAGCAGGCACAGACAGUGCCUCAGCAGCCAGUCCAAUCUCAGACGCCCCAACCAGCCGGCAGUUAUCCGCAAUCGCAGACACCUCAACAGCCAGCCAAUUAUUCCCAGGCUCCGACGCCCCAACAAGCAGCCAGUUAUCCACAGGCGCAGACGCCCCAACAACCAGCCAGUUAUGCUCAAGCCCAAACUCCGCAGCAGCCGCCAACUGCGGCCUAUUCUGCUGCGCCGCAGUCCACAGCCUAUGGUCAGCCUUCAAGUUUUGGCCAGCCUCAGAUGCCAGCGCAGCCAGCCUUGUAUCCUUCACAGGUGGUGCCGCAAUCUGCACCUGUGCCAUCAACGCCAGCAGCCAUGCAAUAUCCAGUGGCCACCGCCGCCUCAGUGCCAGUUCCCAGUGUUGAUAGCAAUUUCUUGAGCUACUCGAAUCAUCCUGGCUAUAGCUUUAAUCCACAAACGGGCAUCUAUGAGUACAGCAGUGGCUAUCAGCAUGAGAGCAAUAAUAUUCCAAAGGUUUCGCAUGGCCAAUUUGGCCAAUUCACGCAAAGCGGACAGCAGCAGGCGGCCGUUGUGGGCACCACAGACUCGGAGCAAGCCAAUCGCAGCAGUUUGGCCACGGGCUUUGAUUCGCCCAUAGUUUCGCAUACAAAGGCAGCAAGUGGCGCCGCCGACUCCAGUGCUCCGAGUCAACCGGCCGAGGUGACGGGUAACUAUUAUACACCACCAUAUGGCUAUCAUUCUUCUGGCGGAACGCUCACACAGCAACAGCAGCCACAGCCGCAGCUGCAGGCGGAGCAGCAGCCUGCAACGACAGCUGCCGCCGCACCCAUCAAUCCGAAGUCCUCAAUUUAUAUGCAGAGCGGCGGCAGCAGCAUUGCCAACACCCAGACGACCACAAGCAGCGCACCCUACGCCUCAUCGGCGCUGCAGAGCGAAACCAAGCCGACAACGUCCGAUGUCAGCAAUGUGGACUUGCUUAGCGAUUUGGACUUGGACUGUGCAGGCGCGGUGCCGCCGCCGUUGCUGCAGCCACAGAUUGUGGCAACACCAACGCCGCCGCCGUCCGUGGCUGCUAGCGAUUGUGCAGUGGAUGCCAUUGCCGGCACACCCACAGCUGCUGCAAUCUCGCCGAUGGCCUCGCCUUCAGUGUCAGCGGCUGCAGCGCUGCGAAAAAAUAGUAUUGACAAUCUUUCCAACUGCUCAGACUUGAGCUCCCUGGAGAACUUUGACUGGGAUUCGGUUUCAUUGACACAUUCCGCCAGCGAAAAGCAACAGGCAACAAAUGGACAUCCUCUAAUUACAUUCCAAAUGCGCGCUCACGAUCCGUUCGGCGAUGAUAAGACGCUCAAAUACUUCCACAAGGAGGUGGAGAGCUACGAGAAGCUCGUUGAGAAUUUACAUGUCAAAAUGUUAAAUGGCAAUACCCAGCUGGGCAGCAAAUGGUUGGAGUUGCAGCAGAAGCUGGAUAAGGACAGCAGCGUGAACCGCACGACGACCAUAGCAAAGCUGUUUCCCGAGAAGAAUCGCUCACUGGACUGUCUGCCCUACGAUCAUGCGCGCGUCAAGCUGGACAAGCAGACGGAUGACUACAUCAAUGCGGCUUACAUGAAGUGCCUCAGCGCUGGUUGUCCAAACAUUAUCGUAUCACAAACUCCGCAAGCGAACACCAUCAACGAUUUCUGGUCUAUGAUUUGGUCAGAAAAGUCUCGCACUGUGGUUUGCCUGCACACCACCAAUGAGCUCUUUGAUCCCUAUUGGCCGCAGUUGCUCAACCAGCCCACACACUACGACGACUAUACUGUGAACUGUGUAAAGCUGCAGCAGCUCAGCCACUGCACGGAGUACCAACUGAAGCUAUCGAUGCAUGGCGCCGAUGCUAUUCUGGACUUGUCGCUGCUGCAGCUCAAGCAAUGGACCAAAGCUUCACCCACUCAAUUGUUGGGCAUAGCGCAGAAUGCGCUGCAGACGCAUCAGCAGCGUUGUCUAGCGGCCAAUACACCCACAUCGCCGCUCAUUUUGAACUGUUUGACGGGCUCCGAGCGCUCCGAGCUGGUGGCUAUUGCAAUAUGUGCAUUGAUGGGCACGCAAAACAAGCGGCCCAUUUUAAUAAAUGUGGUCGAUGUGUGGUCACGUAUUUGCAUGCAGCGUCAAAAUUCGCUCCGUGACGCAGCCAUCCUGGAGCAGUCCAUGCAAAUCGUCUUGAGCAAUGCUCAUAAUGUGCUCAACAAACGUGGGAUUAUGACAUCAUAUCAAAUGAAAAUGGCACCCCAGGUAACAGCCAAGGAGCAACAGGAGACCAAGGAUCCAUUAAACGAACUGGAUGCGCUGUGGAAAAUGAAAUAAACGACUGACGAUGCUUGCAUCGCAAGGUUGCUUAAUAUAUAUACACACAUUUUAAUCAAAAUGAUAAUGUUUAUAAUAUUUAUACAACUAUUUACUACAACUAUCAACUACCUACAUACAUAUAUAUACAUAUUUAUACACGGCUCUAAGAUUGUUGCAAACAAUUGAAGUGCGAUAAAAAGAAAACAUAGUAUUGAAAUAACGAAACAUUUGAAUUGUAUUUGUCCUUCUAUUAACUUGUUAUAUCAAAUGUAUUUCAAACUAUGGUGAUGUUUAUUAAUGCUGACUAUAUCUCUAUAUCUAAAAACGUUUGUGAAAGUCUAUGUAAUGAUGUUGCGCGUAUCUAACGGCAAAUUGAUCAAUAAACGUAUGCAAAUAAAUUAAUCAA
Molecule: messenger RNA, 5723 nt
Organism: Drosophila novamexicana
Lineage: Eukaryota; Metazoa; Arthropoda; Insecta; Diptera; Drosophilidae
Gene: mop
Product: tyrosine-protein phosphatase non-receptor type 23
Exons: 10
Coding region: 80-5335 (1751 amino acids)
Biological process (GO): early endosome to late endosome transport; protein dephosphorylation; protein transport to vacuole involved in ubiquitin-dependent protein catabolic process via the multivesicular body sorting pathway
Cellular component (GO): endosome
Molecular function (GO): protein tyrosine phosphatase activity; protein binding
Source: RefSeq, a predicted model, not a curated record